CGCCCGUCACCAUCCACUUCGUCAUCCCACACCCUACACAACGACUUUUGCUCUGCCAUCCCUGCCGAAUCCCCAACACGACAGUCUCUGAUCUACCAAAACGCAUACCCCUCUCUCCGCGCCCUGCAGAGCGACGCCGACAUUGGCGACGGCCUCUGGCGCUGCUGUCGCUGUCUGCACGAAAACAUCCUCACACACUACAAGGGCCCCUUUCCUUUUGACCGUCUCUGCUGCCCCCGCUGCACACACAUUCUAUGUCACACCUGCCACUCGUCGGAGAUUCUGUCGCCUCUUCCGCGUCACGUGACGCUCGUCGACCCGCCUGAUGCACACGCUCCAGUCCGCUACUUGCAUGUUUGCACUCACUGUGGAUUGAGCCGCCGGGCAGUGGUGCAAGGAAAUGCCCUAGUCUUUUGCCAUGGGCCGUGUUCUGACUGUGGGACCAACGUGAAUGGAGAGUGGGCGAGGUAUUGGAUUGGGAGUAAAGAGGCGUAUAGGAGGGAUCCCAAUCAGACUUUUGUGCGCCUGGUGGAUAAGAGGGCGGAUGAGGCGACACGCCAGGCAAGGAAAAGGCAGCGGCUGGCGGAGAAGCUCAAGGGGUAGGAUUACGGGGGCAUGUAGAAUAGCUCCCGUGUUGUAGAAUUAUCCAUGGUUGCGCCAUGACUUGACACGACAAUAGUCAUGUGUGCAUAUGUAUAGCUAAAGUAGAGGAGAGCCUAGGCAGAGAGCUCAGGGUAACUAUGCAGAGUCCUUUGUGCUUAUACCCCUUGUUCAAUUUG
Exserohilum turcica Et28A is the source of this 779-nucleotide messenger RNA. RefSeq lists its product as uncharacterized. The annotation marks the transcript as partial. The transcript has a single exon. The record is from RefSeq and is a predicted model, not a curated record. Lineage: Eukaryota; Fungi; Ascomycota; Dothideomycetes; Pleosporales; Pleosporaceae.